AUGGCGGUCCUCGUGGCCUUCGUGGGAGCCUGGACCGUUCGGGAGUCCCUUUUCUUGAAGCCCCGCAUCGCGAAGCUCCGAGUCGCGACGGCCCACUUCGAGAAGAACAGCCUCGGGAAGCCCAAGCUCGCCAAGUCCCCGAUCACGAAGCCCCUGCUCGAGACGAACCGCCUGGUGACUCCCGACCUUCAGAAGUCCGUGCAAGAGAAGAGGCGCCUCGAGAAGCACAGCCUCGUGGAUCCCAAGCUCGCGAGGGAAGGGAUCGCAGCGGCUGGCGCCGCGGAUGCCGUGCAGGCUCCCGAUGCCAGACCUUUCCCAGCUGCGAGCUCCAGUGCAGGUCCAGCUGAGCAGCUGCCAGAGGCAUCAGAGGCAUCGGAGGCAUCGGCAGCGCAAGCCAAGGCCACAGCCAAACCAAGCCAAGCAGCUGCCAAGAAGGCGGCCAAAGCUACCGGAAUGGCGCGUGGUUUUUUGAACAAGCCGGCGAAGAAGCAAAACAAGAAGGCAGACUCGGAAGCCACCGCGCCUUCCGCAUCUGCUGCCUCUUCUGCCUCUGCUUCGACUGUGGCUGUGCCGGAGCCGCAGAAGGAAGGCAAGGCCACCUCUUCCGCUGCAACCGCUGUGGCCACAGCCACGGCCGCUGCAGAGGACUCCACCUCGGCAGCUGCCACCCGGCUUUGGGUGAAGGAGAUAGCUCGAGCACAGGAGGCUGGAGUCGCGGCAUUCCACAAUUGCUCCUUUCGCGAAGCGAAAGCCUCGUUUGAGCGAAUGCGCGACACAGCACGAGCUGCCGGACUUGGCAGAGAAGAAGGUCAAGCAAGCCGCCUCCUUGCGAAUGCUUUGGAUAAGUUGGACGCUCCGGAAGCCGAAAUUGACGCGGCAUAUCAGCAGGCCAUGCGGAAGGCACAUCAACACGAUGAUAUGGAGCUGUCCUUCAACGUGUUGACAGGCAUGGGCUCGCAUGCCAUAAAAGCCGGAGACCUUGACAUCGCGGAGCAUCUUUAUCAGCAGUCUCUGAUGCUGGCACAGCGCGUGCUGACGGUCCAUGAGCAGGGCAUUGCCGAAGGAAACCUAGGCAUGUGCCUGGGCCAGAUGGAGGGACGCCGGCCGGAGUCCUUGGACCACUUCAAGAAAGCCAUUAAACUCCAGCAGGAAGGUUCAAACCCCCACGCCAUUGUGACUUUGAUUGCGAACUUCGCGUCAGCACUCUGUGCCGAUGGAAAGUACCAGGAAGCGAAGAAAGAGUACGAAAAUGCCUUGGUGCUCACCCGAAGAAUCGGCGACCGCCGUGUGGAAGUAAAUAUCCUUACGAACCUGGCAAACCUUUGUGAGAAUGUCCUCCAACUGCCAGAGAAGGCACGGCAAUACCGUGCUGCUCUGAAAGGGGAAUACAGCAAAGAUUCCUGUGCCAUCUGCCUGGAGGCUUUGGAUUCGGAGGGUAGGGCGCAGACGGUUCUGCAAUGCAGUCACAUCUAUCACAGCGCGUGCAUCGACCAGAUCCUGUCAAGUGAGUCCCAAAGUCGGAGCAAGUGCCCCCUUUGUCGAAAUUCUUUCUUCAGCUUCACUGCUGCAGCUUGA
This is a messenger RNA of Symbiodinium sp. CCMP2592, 1575 nucleotides long. The record is from the annotation of a GenBank genome assembly. NCBI's taxonomy places the organism in Eukaryota, Dinophyceae, Suessiales, Symbiodiniaceae.